AUGUCGGUGCCAAUCUCGAGGCCAACGCUGUUUAUCGACGGGCAAUGGUGCUCCUCCAGCGAUGGAAAGACGCGCCCCACUAUCAACCCAUAUGAUGCAUCUGUCAUUAUGGAGGUUGAUGAGGCCACGGCUGACGAUGCCCAACGUGCUAUUGCCUGUGCCAAGCGGUACUUCACCACCUCGGACUGGCCCCACCGUAGCUACGAAGAUCGAUGCGCGCUACUCACACGGAUGGCAGAACUCUUGCAAUCCAACAAAGCGGAAUUAGCUCGACUAGAGACGAUCGAUACCGGCAAGACACUUGGCGAAAGUGAGAUUGAUAUUGAUGAUGUAACCAAUGUGUUUCAGUUUUACGCGAAGGAAGCUCUGAAACUGGGUCAGGACAAGCGAGUGACAGGUCCUUUGAUCCCUGAUACGGUAACAAGCCAGAUCAUUCAUGAGCCAGUAGGUGUAUGUGUGCUGAUCACUCCAUGGAACUACCCAAUUCUCCAGCUUUGCUGGAAGUUGGCCCCAGCGCUGGCCACUGGCAAUUGCGUGAUUGUGAAGCCCUCUGAAGUCACUCCUCUCUCAUCCAUCUACCUUAUUAAGCUACUUGUCGAGGCUGGUUUCCCCCCGCAGACGGUGCAAAUUCUCACAGCAUCGGGUGCUUCGAUCGGCCCUGCGCUCACAGAGAGUGAGGAUGUGGAUUUGGUCUCGUUUACGGGCGGUCUACAAACUGGACGUAACAUCAUUCGCAGCUGUGCGCAAACAGUGAAGCGGUGCACGGUAGAGCUGGGUGGUAAGAACCCCAAUGUGGUGUUCGCUGACUGCGACUUGGACUGGGCCGUGGACAAUGUGCUUACGGCCGUAUUUGUGCACAGCGGCCAAGUAUGCUCAGCUGGCGCUCGUUUGAUUGUAGAGGAGUCGAUUGCAGAUGCACUUGUGGCCGGGGUAGUGCAGCGUGCGCAGCAGAUUGUGAUGGGCGAUGGCCUGAACCCUGCCUCGGAAACUGGCCCACUCGUCUCGGCAGAGCAUUUGGCGAAAGUUGAGUCCUAUGUGGCCCUUGCGAAAAAGGAAGGCGCUCAGAUUCUAUGUGGUGGCAGCCGUCCAGAUCCAAAACGAUUCCCGCACCUAGCGAAAGGCUACUUCUUCUUGCCUACCGUCAUUGACAAGUGUGAUCGCACGAUGCGUAUCGUGCAGGAAGAGACGUUUGGCCCCAUCCUCACAGUGGAGAGGUUUCCGGAUGGCGACGAGGCUAAAGCGAUUGAGCUUGCCAAUGACACAAAGUAUGGCUUAGCGGGCGGCGUGCAAAGCAAAGACCAGGCGCGUGCGGAGCGUGUGGCGCGUCGCUUGCGUCACGGCACUGUUUGGGUCAACACCUAUGGCGCCUACACGGCCCAGUCAGAAUGGGGCGGUUUCGGCAUGUCGGGCAACGGUCGCGAGCUCGGCAGCAAAGGCCUCGACGAAUACGUGGAAGUAAAGCAUCUAUGGAGUGAAUCCAAGCCUGCCGUGAUGGGAUGGUUUAAGGGCACGGGCGAAGCGGCCCAUAUUUAA
This is a messenger RNA of Malassezia pachydermatis, 1533 nucleotides long. Its product is annotated as betaine-aldehyde dehydrogenase. Gene Ontology annotation, molecular function: oxidoreductase activity, acting on the aldehyde or oxo group of donors, NAD or NADP as acceptor. The transcript has a single exon. The coding region runs from base 1 to 1533 and encodes 510 amino acids. Lineage: Eukaryota; Fungi; Basidiomycota; Malasseziomycetes; Malasseziales; Malasseziaceae. The record is from RefSeq and is a predicted model, not a curated record.